AUGACAGAAGCUCGAAAUUACAGAAGGACAGAACGACAGGAGGUGGCAGACCAACAGCAGCACAAAACUAGAACAUGGCAUAAGGACAGAAUGACAGAACAACAGAAAGACAGAAUGAAGACGAAAAAGAACGAAGUCGGACGAAAAAGGACGGAAAGGACGAUAAAGAACGAAAAAGACGAUAAAGAACGAAAAGGACGAAAACGACGAAAAAGGACCAUUAAGGACGAAAAAAGACGAUUAAAGACGAUUAAGUACGAAAAAGACGAAAGAGGACGAAAAAGGACGAAAAAGGGCGAAAAAACGAAAACAGACGAUAAGGACAAAAAAGGACGAUUAAGGACGAAGAAGGACGAAAAGAAGGAAAACGGACGAUUCAGAACGAAAAAGGACGAGAAGGACGAAAAAGGACGAAAAGUACGAAAAAGGACGAUUAAAGACACAAAAGAACAAGAAAGGACGAAAAAGGACGAAAAGAACGAAAAGGACAGGAUAGGACGAAAAAAGACGAAAAAGGACGCGAAGGACGGAAAAGGGCGAAAAGGACGAUUAAUUACGAAUAAGGACGAAGAAGAACGAAGACGGAAAAGGUCGGAAAAGGAUGAAAAGAACGAAAAAGGACAAAAAAGACGAAAAGGACGAAAAAGGGCGAAAAGGACGAAGAAGGACGAAAAGGGACGGGAAGGAAGAAAAAGACGAUUGAGGACGAAAAUGACCAAAAGGACGAAAGAGGACGAUUAA
Messenger RNA from Zophobas morio, 741 nucleotides. RefSeq names its product cylicin-2-like. The transcript has 5 exons. The record is from RefSeq and is a predicted model, not a curated record. NCBI's taxonomy places the organism in Eukaryota, Metazoa, Arthropoda, Insecta, Coleoptera, Tenebrionidae. Bases 1 to 741 code for a protein of 246 amino acids.